CAACCCUAACCACAAACCAUGUAUCGCAUUAGAAGCAAAAAUCCUCACCUCGUGGACACUUCAGUCAUAUGUUCAGAGAGUCAACAUGGAGGUCUGUGCUCUUAACAUCAGGCUGUUGAUCUUUGUGUUAUUCCUGCUGGGUGUAAAUGUUCAAGAUGUGGAUUCACUGAUUCUCCGUCUUGAACCAAACAGACUGCAGUUCUUUAAAUACGAGUCUCUGAUCUUCCAUUGUGAGGGCUCUCAUGACCUGACUGGAUUGAAAAUUGUACAUCGGUCCAAAGGGGAAUUAGUGAAAUGUCAAACUACAGUGACAUCAAAAAGGUCAACCUGCACUAUUCCUAAUCUUUUUCCAGAGGACAGUGGGCAAUACUGGUGUGAGUCCGGAGAUGGGAAGAGAAGCGACAUCAUCCAUAUCACUGUUACUGAUUCACUGAUUCUCCGUCUUGAACCAAACAGACUGCAGUUCUUUGAAUACGAGUCUCUGAUCUUCCAUUGUGAGGGCUCUCAUGACCCGACUGGAUUGAAAAUUGUACAUCGGUCCAAAGGGGAAUUACUCAGAUGUCAAACUACAGUGACAUCAAAAAGGUCAUCCUGCACUAUUCCUACUAUUUUUCCAGAGGACAGUGGGCAAUACUGGUGUGAGUCCGGAGAUGGGAAGAGAAGCGACAUCAUCCACAUCAAUGUUACUGAUGGUCCUGUGAUCCUGGAGAGUCCCAUCAGUGUGGUGGAGGGAGAGGCUGUUACUCUGCGCUGCAGACACAAGACGACCUCUACCAAUCUCUCAGCUGAUUUCUACAAAGAUGGCCGCCUUAUCAGAAGAAGCUCUGCAGGAAACAUGAGCAUCCCCAGUGUUUCCAAACGUGAUGAAGGAUUCUACAAGUGUAGCAUCUAUGGAGGAAGAGAAUCAGCCGAGAGUCUGAUGGCUGUCCAAGUUGAUCCUGUGAUCCUGGAGAGUCCCAUCAGUGUGGUGGAGGGAGAGGCUGUGACUCUGCACUGCAGACGCAAGACAACCUCAUCCAAUCUCUCAGCUGAUUUCUACAAAGAUGGCCGCCUUAUCAGAACAAGCUCUGCAGGAAACCUGAGCAUCUCCAGUGUUUCCAAACGUGAUGAAGGAUUCUACAAGUGUAUCUCUGGAGGAAGAGAAUCAGCCGAGAGUCUGAUGGCUGUCCAAGCUGGUGAUGUGAUCCUGGAGAGUCCCAUCAGUGUGGUGGAAGGAGAGACUGUGACUCUGCGCUGCAGACGCAAGACGACCUCUACCAAGCUCUCAGCUGAUUUCUACAAAGAUCACCGCCUUAUCAGAAAAAGCUCUACAGGAAACAUGAGCAUCCCCAGUGUUUCCAAAUGUGAUGAAGGAUUCUACAAGUGUAUCUCUGGAGGAAGAGAAUCAGCCGAGGCUCUGAUGGCUGUCCAAGAGUCACACCAAGAGAUUCAUGCGUCCUCAGAUCUUCCAUUCAUCAUCUUCAGAAACGUUCUUCCUGUAGUAAUGAUGGCUUUGCUGCUGGUGCUGCUGGGAUGGCUCCACUGUGGGAAACUCCGAGGUAAACCCACAGGUAAACAACAGCACCUCGUGCACUCAAAUCGAGAUGGAGAUAGUGAAAUAAAGGAUACGACUGGAUGAACGACAAAGACAGACAUUUUCUUGAAAGUCUUGUUUUGUUGCCAGAAAUGAAGAGCAUCCCAUAAUGCUUCAUUCAGCUACUCAGCUGCUGUCUUCCAUGUGUUAUAGUGCACCUUGUUCAUUAUAUGUAAUGAUGAUCCACUUAUAUUCAGUGCAUGUUGUGCAAACCAAUGAAAACAUUUUUAAUCAGCUAAAAGAAUCCAAUCCAUAGAAAUGUUUUGAAAUGAGCAGAUCAAAGAAAAUGGCAGCCCUUCCUGUUUGACAUGUUUCACAUAUUUAAUUCACAUGUUGGUGAAUGUUCAACAGAUGUUCGUUCUUCUUCUGUAUAAGGACAUGAAGAUAUCACAAGUCAAAUCAUGCUGUGCACAGUUUGUUUCAGUGUCUUUCUAUAUUUAAUAUUCACAUCUGAGACCACGUCUUCUCUAACCCUGACCCACGAGCCACAACUCAUCUCAACGUUAUUUAUAGAGCACCUGUCUUACGUAAAGUCUGUGAGCCCAUAAUGUUUGUGUGAACACCGUCACUGUUACAAAAGGACCCGAGAUUAAAAUUGUCUAUAAAACCCAAAUCAUUUGCUGCCCAAGCAAUCAGCAGGUGCAGCGCGGAUCUUCACUUCCUGCUCAUAUCUGGAUAAAAUAUCGACCUAUAAUACAAAUAUUUGUGAUGGUAACAUGAACAUUUAAACUGUAAUAUUCCACUGAAUGUUUUUAUAUCAACAA
Messenger RNA from Labrus bergylta (ballan wrasse), 2337 nucleotides. The record is from RefSeq and is a predicted model, not a curated record. Lineage: Eukaryota; Metazoa; Chordata; Actinopteri; Labriformes; Labridae.